Paramisgurnus dabryanus is the source of this 2006-nucleotide messenger RNA. RefSeq lists its product as uncharacterized. Gene Ontology annotation, molecular function: protein tyrosine kinase binding; MHC class II protein binding. Gene Ontology annotation, cellular component: external side of plasma membrane; membrane raft. The record is from RefSeq and is a predicted model, not a curated record. NCBI's taxonomy places the organism in Eukaryota, Metazoa, Chordata, Actinopteri, Cypriniformes, Cobitidae. Gene Ontology annotation, biological process: interleukin-15-mediated signaling pathway; T cell activation; positive regulation of ERK1 and ERK2 cascade.
CAGAGAGGAACUACCUACAACACUACAAACCCACACAUCCACCUACAGCUGUAUAUAAACAAGAGCAAAGACCAGAAACGGCAGACAAAUGCUGAGGAUCAUACACGGACGAUUCAGUUAGAUAGUGAUGAUAAGAAGAUAAAGAUCAAAAACGAAAGAAAGAAUCAAACAUGCAUCUACAGGAGAAAGCACCGUUUUUGUUUAUUCUGGGUUUAGCACUUGCUUUUGAAGGUGGACAAUGUUGGGAACAUGAAGUGGUUGGGACAUACGGUUCUGUAGUCGUGCUGCCAUGUAGGGAUGAAACUUCUUUGCUUUCACACCCUACUACAGUCUACUGGAGCAAGAUGAUAAACAAUGUACCAAAGUCUAUUUGGAGGAGAGAAAAAAACGGCAUAGUGUUUCGACCGGUAAAAAACCCGCCGCACAUCCAUUGCCCCAAUCCGAACUUUGGAAAGGCAGAUUACAGCCUUCAGAUCCUCGGAAUGACAGAUGAAGACGUAGGACUUUACACAUGCGAAGUACAAGGACAGAUUCGUAUGAGGAAGGUCAUCAUGCUCAGAAUUAUUAAAGUGAUCUUUACUCCUGCACUUGUUGUGGAGGGCUCAAGGACGGAGAUAACAUGCAAAAUCAAUCCUCAGCCAGAAUUUCAAAUUCGCUUUAGACUAAAUGGCAGUGUCACAUAUAGAAAAGUUCUUUAUGAAGCUACUCAAAGAGAUUCUGGAAACUGGACCUGCCAGGUUUCAUACAAUGAUGUCGUUGGAAAGGCAACAAAAUACUUAGAGGUCAAAGGAAUCUCCACUCCUCCAGAUGACUCUUUAGUGUUGUAUGCCGCAGUGGGUUCUUCAGUCGCUUUGCCUUGCUUAUUCUCCGAGGGUCUGGAUGAAACCAAUGUGAGCUGGGAGAGAAGUUCCACAACAGAGAAUUAUCCCCUCCCUUCAUCUUUCAAACAGUCUCCUACUGGGUCCCCAGUGCUUUUCGGUUCUCAGGACAGAUCAGCUUGGAUAGAGACAGUGCAGGAUGGAGAUGAAGGAAAAUAUACAUGCUCAGGAAUUAUAAAGAGAUCGAAUGGGACACCGUACAGAGUACAAAGGAGGAUGCAGCUGGUUGUUGCUCGAGUUUUGCGCUCUUCAUCAUCCAGCAAAACCGGACAGAUGUCCCUCACCUGCCAUCUCAGCGACCCCAGCCAGGUCACUUCAUACGAAUGGCUUCAUGUCACGUAUGGGAUAAACGAUACUCAAACAAUGACCCUGGUUACAAAGUCAAAGAUCCUCAGGAUUCAGAAAUUGACAGAGCAGGAAAUCGGUGAAUGGGUGUGCCGCUACUACGGAAAGGACGGUUUUCUGGGAAACGUAACUUACCAAAUUCACAUGACGGGUGCUCAAACAGGUGAAAGUAAAUCCACUUCUGGAAGAAAAGUUGGUAUGGUGAUGGGAUUAGGAUUUUUGUUCUUGGUGAUAUUCCUGAUUUUGUUCCAGAUGUACAGAAACUAUCGCAGAAAGAGGAAGAUCCUUCUUUACCCUGCUAUGGAAACUAUCGUCCAUGAAGCCGUCACUGAACGAGAGAGGAGAGAGCGAUACGAGGCAAGAGUAAAGGAAUCUUGCAGCGGAGAUCCGAAAUCAGUGCGUGUGUGAAUGAAUGUGUUUUCAUCAUGUUGUCCCUGUGACAGCGAGAAAUCUUUGUGCGUUACUCUAUAAGCGAUUAUUAAUGUAUGCGGGUGCAUGUGUUUUUAAUGCAAACAAUUGUAGCAGUCCAGUUAAACUGUAAAUAUUUUACUUGAACUAUUACAUGUAAAACUUUUGUAUAUAGACUGUAAAAAUUAUUUGUUGGUUCAACUUACAAAAGUAAGUAACCUGGUUACAUUUUGAGGUAAUUCAACUUAAAUAUAUUAGGUAACUCAGAAGUUGUGUAAAAAUUGUUAAGUUAAAUUAACUCAAAAUUUUAAGGCAAGCAGGUUACUCCUUUUUAACUGUGUGUAUAUAUAUAAUUAAAUAAAUAUAAGUAAAUGU